This is a messenger RNA of Penicillium griseofulvum, 1878 nucleotides long. RefSeq names its product nucleic acid/nucleotide deaminase domain-containing protein. NCBI's taxonomy places the organism in Eukaryota, Fungi, Ascomycota, Eurotiomycetes, Eurotiales, Aspergillaceae. Bases 1 to 1878 code for a protein of 625 amino acids. The record is from RefSeq and is a predicted model, not a curated record. The transcript has 2 exons.
AUGACCGGUGAAUCCCACAUUGCUGCCGCAAACUGUGCAGAGAAUAUUGCUCUCAAUUAUCUACUCCAUGAAGUCCCUGAAUCACCGCAACAAAAACCCGCUGAACCCUUUCGAGGUCUCGAAAAGGCCUAUUCGCUUCCAUUCUCCAAUGAAAGGGACCUAGUGGAAAUUCUCUCCUUUCUUGCCAAAACUAAAGAUGGGCCGGAUUAUAUUCCUGCAGUGUGUAUUGAGCAGGACCGCGAUGGAACGGCAUUGAAAGCUCUCUUGGCGAUCAAUAAGAGAACAUAUACAGAUGGAAAUGGCCUACUUCAAUCUCUGAAAACGGGAUUUGAGAAUAUUUUUAGUAUUCUCCGAAGCUCUCUUUAUGAAAGAGGUAGCUCUAUGGAGAUCACGAAACAACUCUUGGAGAUGAUCGUAAACAUGUGCUCUUCUCGAAUUGCUUGCCGAUUGCGCCUCGCUGGAAAGAAAUGGAGAGAGUCUAAAGCCUCUAUCAAAGAUAUUCUCCGAAAGGCGACGGAAGGCACUCAGCAAAUUAAUCCGCAGAUGCUCCGCCAGUCCAACCUUGAGGAAAGCUUGUCAUUAUUCCACAAGGAGUCCAAGAGGGUUAUCCAAUCCGUCAAUGAGUGGUCUAAUUAUCGCAUCCCGUCACGUCUCAAUGAUAUUGUGGAGAAGAUAUACCAGUUAAACAACGUACAAGGCUUGCAGCAACUCCUCUAUUUAAUUCCCACUGGUUCUAACAGGGUGAUCAAUGAGUCAGCCUUUGCAGCUACUCUACUCAAUAUAAUUCGAAAAAUAUCCCGAUAUAAAGAAGCCGCUCGAGUACUUCAUCGCACUGCCAAGAAGUUUCCUCUUGUCCGAAACCUUGAGAUUCGUCUAGCGACUCUUCCUCAAGCCGCUUUUGAUAGACCCCACGACCCCGCAUACUCGCCUAAUCUUUCAGCAGUGCUGUGCCGUUUAGGGAAAAUCAAUGGCAAAUACUAUAGCAUCUCUCAGAUUUCCCGAUUCAUAAAUGGUGGCAAAAUCAAGAAUCUGAGCGAACAAUUUUGCGAGCAAACAACUAGAAUUCUUCGAGAAGCCAAAAUCCAUGCAGAGGUCCAGCUUAUCGCCGACUGCGAAACACGGUCGGCUCCGUUGUUCCCACGGGUCAUUGGAUCCAGCAAGGAUGCGUGCUUUCUAUGCCAUGCAUUGAUCCAUAGCCAUGGAAAGAUGUACACAUCACGCACACAUGGGAGAUUGUACCCUAAUUGGCGAAUACCAGCAGCUUUGUCGUUGAAGUACCUGGAGCACCGAUUUAAUGACUUCCUACUGAACUAUGCUCGAGAAACCAUCAGGGCCCGAGAAAAAGGUCAAACGAGUGUCCAUCCGUGCCCGAAUGAAAGCACGUUACUUCCUAUGUUGACCUCCGUGUCGACAAUGAGCGGUGUACAGGAUCCUGUCGAUAUUGCCACGGAGAGAACGGCGUCGGUUCCUAGUUUCGCUCCAGACUCCGAGAUUAUGAAACCUGCUCUUUCAAAUGCAGUUUCAACAAACAGACAGAGUCCGUCCGUGAAUAAUAAGCUAUUUAGUAGCUGUUCUCUUGUUCUCAGUGACCCAUUCACUGGAAUUAUCCACACGUUAAAUUCGCCUCCGUUCUUUUUUGCUGACCGCUUGCAUAUAUACCUCGAGAUGGAGGAAAGUUCGACCUUUGAAUCCACAUCUCAGUUUCCUGUGUACACCAUUGAACCAAUCACUGUCGACCAGGUGACCAGGCUACCUAAUGAAUCUCUUAUGGUGGACGUGAUGGAACUACAGGGGGAGAUGACAUAUCCACUACCAUUGGACGGGGCGAUCUAUCUCACAGCUCACGAUACCACAGUAAAGAUUGUUUUCAGGCAAUGA